Messenger RNA from Stylophora pistillata, 1036 nucleotides. Its product is annotated as baculoviral IAP repeat-containing protein 5. NCBI's taxonomy places the organism in Eukaryota, Metazoa, Cnidaria, Anthozoa, Scleractinia, Pocilloporidae. The record is from RefSeq and is a predicted model, not a curated record.
CAAAAGUUGUGAUACAUAGUGAAUCAUGGCUGAGUUGACUUACGAUUUUAACAUGAAUAGAUUCAAAAAUCGACUAGAUACCUUCAAAGAUUGGCCUUUUACGGAAGAAACGGGAUCUUGUUGCACUGCAGUGAAGAUGGCUGAAGCAGGCUUCUUCCACAGCGCGAAUGAUUCUGCUGAUGUUGCACGUUGCUUUGUUUGUCUCAAAGAACUCGAAGGGUGGGAACCUGAGGACAAUCCAUUUGAGGAACACAGAAAGCAUUCUCCAAAAUGUGAAUUUUUGUUGUUGAACAAAAAAGAGGAAGACUGGACAGUGCAAGAAUUUUUAGAAUUGGAAACAAAAAGGCAAAUCAGCAGGAUGCAAAAGAUCAUUGAACUCAAGACAAAAGAAUACUUGGAACUGGCUGAACAUGUCCAGAGUGAAAUGGAAAAGCUUGUCUAGUCUUAAUGAUGUAUACCUGACUGUUAAGUUUCACUGUGAAUUGAUAGAGUGCAUUUCAGAGGCUACCUUUACAGAUGAUCUUCUGCUUCACUACAAAAUCCUUCCCUUGUCAUGAAUGACCCGCUACAUUGAGGGCACAUUGAAUUGUCUGCUUAGUAAUUGCUGGUUUGAAGAGACUUUCCAUAGCCUUUUGGAAGGGUGGUGUGACAAUUCAAGAGAAUCUUUUUGUUAAGAUCUAAAAUUAUUGUAUUUGAUAAGCAAGAAAUCAUUACACUGCCUUCUAUUCUCCAAAUAUUGUUCAUAAUUUUAAGCCACAAUAACACACACAAGGCCAGUUUUCACAUUAUUCAUUUUCUUACUCCCUCAUCUUUUUAGUCUUUUUUAAAAUGACUAACUUUCAGAGUGUUGGUCAGUAGAGUUACUUGUCUUUGUACUUUGCUAAUUUGGUUUAGCUUAAACAAUUUCUUAAGGUUGUUGGCCUGGGGAAAUUAACUUUUCCACUCAUCAAAACUGCUUUCCCAUGAUUCAUAUGUAAUAUAGUUUUCCAUGUAAUGUAGUAUGUCUACUAUUAAAGAAGAUAAAAUUGACUGAAAA